CCGAGCCUGUGAGGGGGACCCUGGCGAUGGACACCGCCCGCGACUACGCCGGAACCCUCCUCAGGCCCCUGACGUUUAUGGGAUCACAGACCAAGAGAGUCCUACUAACUCCCCUCAUGCACUCGGCUCGCCCGUUCCGGGUCUCCAGCCAUGACAGAAGCAGCCGGCGAGGGGUGAUGGCCAGCAGUCUGAAGGAGCUCCUCAGCAAGACGCUGGAAGCCUUAGUUAUCACCAGCGGACUAGUCAGUUUGGUGCUGGAAGAAGACGGAACCGUGGUGGAUACGGAAGAGUUCUUUCAGACCUUAGAAGACAACACACAUUUCAUGAUCUUGGAGAAAGGGCAGAAGUGGACACCGGGUGGCAACUACAUCUCAGCUCUCCAGCAGCCAAAGAAGGCGGGAAUAGCAAGAGUCACCUUCGACUUGUACAAGCUGAACCCCAAGGACGUCAUUGGUUGCCUCAACGUGAAGGCCACCAUGUAUGAGAUGUACUCGGUGUCCUACGACAUCCGGUGUACGGGAGUCAAGGCCCUGCUGAGGAGCCUGCUGCGCUUCCUGUCCCACGCCGCCCAGGUGACGGGACAGUUGCUCAUCUACACCGGCUCGUACAUGCUCCAACUGCUGGGUGAUACAGAAGAGCAGGCUCCUCGCAGGUCACCCUCCAGACGGGGGGUCAUGUGCGGAUAAGGAGGCAAGCUGCAGGGACCCCGGCGGCUCUUGACCCAAACAUUCCCUCCUGAUUGAUGAUUUUAAAGAUGCUUAUGUUCUAAACCACAUGCAUUUGUACACUGCGGGUCACCUGGGCUCGGGGGUGGCACCCAGGGGAAGGAGAAGGAGUUGACGGCCAUGAGAUGGGGCUGCACAGUGGGAUGCCCCGGAGGGAGGAGAAGUGUAGGGGCCUCUGAUGGGGGAGGGGAGGUGGCUCUGGAGCAACACAAACAUGCAUGAGGCCCUUCAGCUCCUCACCUCCUGCAAUAAACCAAUCACCAGAGCUACUUUUCAUGUGGGUA
Messenger RNA from Neomonachus schauinslandi (Hawaiian monk seal), 1009 nucleotides. It is a transcript of the gene CIDEA, whose product is annotated as cell death inducing DFFA like effector a. Gene Ontology annotation, cellular component: lipid droplet. The transcript is spliced from 5 exons. Gene Ontology annotation, biological process: apoptotic process; lipid storage; regulation of apoptotic process. NCBI's taxonomy places the organism in Eukaryota, Metazoa, Chordata, Mammalia, Carnivora, Phocidae. Bases 27 to 686 code for a protein of 219 amino acids. The record is from RefSeq and is a predicted model, not a curated record.